This is a messenger RNA of Ruditapes philippinarum (Manila clam), 528 nucleotides long. Its product is annotated as snaclec 5-like. The transcript is spliced from 2 exons. The coding region runs from base 1 to 528 and encodes 175 amino acids. The record is from RefSeq and is a predicted model, not a curated record. Lineage: Eukaryota; Metazoa; Mollusca; Bivalvia; Venerida; Veneridae.
AUGGGGAUGAAAUUAAGACUUCCAAAUAUACGAAUGAUAGGCAAAGCAAUAGAAAAUAUUGAAGUAAAAAUAGAAAGUAGUAUAGAGAAACUUGAGAACGAAACUGCACGGAAAAUAUGCGAUCUAAAUCCUUGUUUACCGUGGACAAGCUGGAGUAAAUGCAGUUCUAACAUUCAUCUUUUUGGGUCGAAUGACAAAACACGAAAUAAGAAAGAAGCAGAAUUGCAGUGUCAAGAUGACAAUGGGCACUUAGUAAAUAUUGAUUCUGAGAUCAAAUACGAGGAUGUUAAGAACCUUAUGGAAGGGUUUAGGUCAUAUGUAUGGAUAGACGGGUAUAGGAAAGAUGUAAGUUCUCCAUGGGCGUAUACGUACGGUUCUCAGAAAGGAUUCUUCAAGUGGCAAACCAAUCAACCAUCUAAUGGAUCAUCUGAACUGUGCUUAAUUGGCUACAGAUAUAGUGGUGGUAUACAAUGGUUGGACAAUAACUGUAAUAGUGCGUAUUACAGCAUUUGUGAAGUAAUUUCUUGA